AUGCGCCGCCUGCAGGAGGCAGGGUACCACCCGCCCCAAGCGCACUCCACAGCCGGACCCUGGGCACCUACUAACCUCAAUGACCCCAGUGUGAUCACAGAGCCCCUUCAGAGUGAGAGCAGGGAGGAGACGCCAGCACAGGUGCACGAGGUCCAGACUGGCUGGCUGUGCAGAGGGGGAGACCAGACCACAAGUCAAGAAAAGCAGACGGCCCCGGAACCGGGAAAAGGCAAGAACGUUAACUUACAGUCUCCGAGAAGGAUACCGGGGAGGGGGGCGGGGGGAGGCCUUUCCGCCCAGUGUGAAGCUUCUUCAGCCAGCCGCGGCGGAUCUAAGCCUAUGAAUAAGGCUCCGGCGAGUUCUGUGCCAUACAACCAGGUUUCGAUUAUUAAUUUACGCAUCCGCGGCCCUCCGGCACCCUCCGAGGGCUGUGCUGCGCGGGUCACCAGCCCUCCGACGUCGAGCGGCCGGGCUCUCACGCGCACAACUUCCGAGCAGGCCGAGGGCCCGGGCUCCGCGAGCAAGCAGCCCGGAGGGCCGCGCGGGGGGGACGCGGCUCCCCGACCUUCCCCGGCGCCUCGCCCGGCGGCCGGGGGCAGCCCCAUCAACCCCUGUAACCCGUGGCAUUGUCCUUGCGGAGGACCGCGGCCGCUGUUCCCACACUGGCCCCGGCUCCCGGGAGGCCGCGGCCCCGGCCCCCCAGCCCUCCGCAACUUUCCCUUCGCUCGCGCCCGCCUCUCCUCCGGGACCGGGGCCUGUCGGGCGCCCUCCCGCCCGCCCUCCCUCCCUUUCCCCCCCGCCCCGACCCCGGGCGGGCGGCCGGCCGGCCGGCCUCGGGCCGCGGCGCCUCCUCCUAAAAUGGCAGGUCCCUCCCUCCGCCCGGCCGGCCUCGGCGCGGGCCCCGGCUGCAGGCCGCAGUGGGGGAAGCCGGGCCGCCGGGCGCCGGGCGGGGCCGCGGCCGGACACUCACCGGGACGAUGGCGGGGCGCUCGCGCCGUUCCCUCCGGUGAGUUUCUGCCGCCGGCUUCCCGCCGCCGCCGCCGCCGCUGCGCCCCCGCCGCGGCCUCCGCCGCCAGCGCCGCCCCGGCCGCCUCUCUCUCCGCCCCCGGCGCUCCCGGCUCCGCGGUCUCCGAGCCGCAGCCUCCUCAGGUCUCGCUGCCCGGCUCGCGGGUCCGAGCGGCGCCCGGUGGGGCGGGGGUGUGUGUGGAGGCCGGGGAGGCGGCAGCCCCCCUCCCCGGCAAAUACCGCAGUCCCCGGACCCCGAGCCCCGCGGCGCGGCGGGGGCCGCGCGGCCCGGCCCGGCCCGGCGCGGAGGGCGGCGGCGGCGGCAAGGCCGGGCUCCCAGUCGCGGCCGCCAGCGGCGGCGGCUUCUUCUUCCCCGAGGACGAUUUUGUAAAUCUCACAAAAUGGCGCGCGCUCCAAAGCUGCGCAGCGAGGAGCGCCGGGGCCCGAGCGGCGGCGGCGGCGGCGGCGGCUCCUCAGCCAGGAGAGCCCGAACCGCCCGCCCCCGAGUCCCCCCGGGGGGCGGGGCCUGUUGCUCGGGCAACGGCAGAUUCCGUUUCCCUCCUUUUCCCUCCGUUCCCCCACCCCUCGGCCUCCGUCCCCUACCGACCAACCACCCAGCCCCCCUCAGGUCACGUGAAGGAUAAAUUCGGAGCUCGCUACGAGUGUCAGAGGAGGGCGCGUGAUUCGCUCGGGGGAGGGGAGCGGAGGGGGGACGGCCGGGCUGAGCGGAGGGAAGGGGAAGAGGAAGACAGGGCAGGCGGGCGGGUGGGGGCCGAGGCGGCGGCCCGGCCUGUGCGCGAGCACCCGCCGCUUCCCCGGCCACCCAGCCGCACCCCGGCCCGCGCGUGCCGCGCCCGCGCUGACUGCGGUCCCGGGAGCGCGCGCGUCCCGGCCUGCGCGCCGCCGCCGUCGCCCGCGGAGCCCGGCGCUUCCGCGUCGCGCGCGUGCAGCCCCGCCCGGGCCGGGCGCGCCGCCGGCCGCGCCCGCCCGCGGACUCAGCCUGCGCUUGGACCGGCUCGCGUGCCCCCCUCGCCGGAAAAGAUGCCCACGGAGGCUGCGGCGGCGGCGGCGGGGGGUGGGGAAGAGGCCGCCUCCGCGCUUCAGACAUCUCAGGAAUUCCGGACUCUUCGCCCGGGUUCCGGGAUGCCCCUGCGGCCGACGCCUCUCUUAAACCCUGGCGGUCGAUCUUUGCAGCGGCCGGCGCCGGCUUUCAGAAAUGACGGACGAAGCCAUCAUAAGCACUCCAGGCUUUUCCACGGAUUUCAACCCCCCCACCCCCCAUCCCUUUCGGGGCGCAGCCUUCCUUCCCCAUCGGAAUGCCCCGAAAAUUGA
This is a messenger RNA of Cervus elaphus (red deer), 2337 nucleotides long. Its product is annotated as collagen alpha-1(I) chain-like. The record is from RefSeq and is a predicted model, not a curated record. The transcript has 6 exons. The coding region runs from base 1 to 2337 and encodes 778 amino acids. NCBI's taxonomy places the organism in Eukaryota, Metazoa, Chordata, Mammalia, Artiodactyla, Cervidae.